GGGACGAUGACGCGUGUAUUUUCAAUUUUCAUUUCAAUUCUUCUCGUCAUCUAUUCACAAGUAAACGUCAAAUAGCCAAUCUUCUCAGCUGAGCCAAAGGUGACUGACUGGUUGACGUUGGGGCUUGCGCUGUUGUUCUGUCUUAUUCAAUCAGAAAAUCAAAUUCCUAAUUGUAGUGAUAUUACCAUAAAACUAAUUCAAUCUGUAAACUAAAACAAUCUUUUAUAAUGAGUGAACUCAGUCAAGAAGAGAUACGAAGACGAAGAUUGGCGAGAUUGGCAGCUCUGGGAGGCACUGGUCCAUCCCCAGCACUCCCGAGUCCUCCUGUCACGCCAGGCGCCUCAGUGCCGCCCGACGUGUUGACUCCCGCACCUACGUCCUGCUUAUCGCCCGCGCCUCGCAGUUCUAAUGAAAGUUCAGAAACUGCAGACAAAGAGCAGACCUUCACAGAGAACAAUAGUGAUGUGUCAGAUCAGACAAAAAUUCCAGCAGAUGGCUUAAUCGUGACAGAGAAGCCGGAGAGUAAUCUAAUGGAUGAAAUGCCAGAUACCAAAAUGACAGAUUUGUCCCAAACAAGACAGUACAAUAGUUUUGAUUCAAUGGGCGAUGACACUCUGUUAAGCUGUGGUUCGGUGAGGGGUUUGCCACAGUCCACUGUAAGCAGUUCUGAGGGUGCCUCUAACAGGGAGGACAGUACAUCCCGGUCUAAUUCACCAGCUCAGUUUGCUGAACCACCUCCUGUCAGGCCGAGGACGAGCAAUGCUUCUCCUAGCUGUUCUCGGAGAUCUUUAUCCAUGGAGGUAGAUGAUGUAUCAGAGAGAAAUUCACAGUCUGAACAGCCUCAGGAAGCUAUGGAGGUUGAAGAAAAUGAUCCAACACAAUCGCCUGCACGAAAAAUUCAAAGGUCUCGCACAGUGAGUUGCACAGAACUUACAGAGGAGCAGCUUAGGAAUAUUGUCGCUAAAAUACUUCAAGUGUCGUGGUCAGAGGAAAACACAGGUGGAAUCUUCGUACCUUCAAUAGCACAGUCCCUGCUAGACAAUCCAAAACUCAGUUUAGAGGAACUAGCAUCAGAGGCACUAAUGGACAUCCUUUCCCAACUUCUGGACAAAGAAGAUCCUCUAAACCAAAAGCUAAUUGCAGUGUCAGAGACAACAAAAAGACUUAGCGAAGAUUGUGGGGACGACGCAUUGACGUCGGGACAUCUCUUGUCCGAAAGUGACCCAGAAAAAGCUGACUGUCCCGCCCCAUCUUUGCCUAUUCCAAAAUCCAUUCCUGGCCAGGCCCUGGCCGUUAGUUACCUGUUGAAAUUCUAUAACAACAUAAACCUGUACGAGAGGGAACAUCCAAAGAAAAGUUCGGAACCUCCCUUGAGUGACUUGCUUCAAAGUUUAAGGACCUUACUUGUGAAUAAUUUAGUGUUAGUGCUUAGAGGCAGGUUCGAAUUCCCCGCCUGUAGAAAGUCCCCGUUGUUGCCGUACAUGUUGAAUGGUAACACGCCGAUAGGUCUCAUCCCUGAAGUGCUCUUGGCUACAUACUUGGAUCAGGAAGCCUUCGAUGAAGUAUUCAUCCCACUUCUGAUGGGUAUACGCGAGGAGAUGCGACGUUGCGUCUCCCAAUUAGUGGGGCGAGGCCACGGGCCAGCGUUACGCGCGCUGCGGUCCCUGUGCGAGCUGCGAGCUGGGCCACGGCACUCUACGCGACCGAUCUGUGCCCUCAUAGCGAGGCUGCCGAGUCUGUGUCCGCCCACGCUCACCACUGCACAGGGCCGCGAGAUUGCCAGAGUCAGCUUCCUUGGACCCUUCUUUUCUAUUUCCCUAUUCGCUGAAGAGAAUCCUCGGUUCGCGGAGCGCAUGUUCGCGACUGGCACGGACCAGAGCCUCGUGUUCGCUCUGCAGAGGGAGGUGGAGGCGAGUCGGAGCACCCUCCACAACAUUUGCCACAACAUCCUGCUCUGCCCUGAAGCUAGGGAACCCUUCCUCAAUUACUUCGCGAACAUCUUGCAACGGAACGAGAGACGCGCGCAAUUGCAGAACGAUGAGAGAUCGCUUGCAGGUGAUGGGUUCAUGUUGAACGUAUGCUCGGUGCUGCAGCUGUUGUCUGUGCGUAUCAAGCUGGAGCGCGUGUACCCGCUCUACACGUUCCAGCCCGACACGUGGAUCGGCGUGCGCGACGAGACCAGGCUCUACUUCACCGCGCAGGAGGCGCAGGACUGGCUCGACGCGCUCAACAAUGACCCGGCGCACACGUGGCCCGAGGCGAAGUUCCAAACGGUGUGCUGGUUCCUCACACUACACAUGCACCACGUGGCGCUCAUCCCGGCGCUACACACGCACCAGCGACGCAUACGUGCAUUCCGCGACCUACAGAAGGUGAUCGAGGAGUUGAUGGCAUCUGAACCGCAAUGGCGGAACACUUAUUCUGGAAGUAGAAACAGAGAGCUGCUGCGGAGAUGGAGGAAACAGAUCAAACGGCUACACAGAUCUAAGCAGUGCGCCGAGGCGGCGCUGCUGGACCUGGAGCUGAUGAGACGCGGCGUGCAGUUCUACUCGUCUGUGUGCGCGAUGCUGGUGCGCCAGCUGGAGGCGGCGGCGGCGCCCGGCGCUUCGCCCUCCUCCACCGCGCACGCCUUCCGCGCCACGCCCGAGUGGUACGUCGAGGACAUCGCCGAGUUCAUGCUCUUCACUGUGCAAUACGUGCCACAUACUAUAGCAAACUACAUAGAAGACCCGAUCAUUACGUGGCUACUGAGCGCCAUAUGCAAUUCCCACCUCAUCAAGAACCCGUACCUCGUCGCCAAAAUCGUCGAAGUGUUGUUCGUCAUAAACCUGUCCCUGCCAAUGAAGAUUAAGAAUGUAUACGAAAAGUUCAUGGACCAUACAAUGUCACAGACAGUUUUGCCCAGCGCUUUGAUGAAGUUCUACACAGAUAUAGAGACGACCGGACAAAGCACAGAGUUCUAUGACAAGUUCACUAUACGCUUUCAUAUUAGCAUAAUACUUAAAGGGAUGUGGGAGAGACCGAUUCAUAAACAGGCAAUCGUAAAGGAAUCUCGGUCGGGUCGGCAGUUCGUUAAGUUCAUCAACAUGUUGAUGAAUGACACCACAUUCCUGCUCGACGAAUGUCUUACGUACCUGAAACGCAUCCACGAAGUGCAAGAGGCGGAAGCAAACGGUGCCGCCCCCAGUACUAGCGAGGCGCGUGUGCGAGCGCUCGCACAGGACGAGCGCCAGUGCCGCUCCUACCUCACCCUGGCGCGCGAGACCGUGGACAUGCUGGAGUACCUCACCGUGGAGAUUAAGGAGCCGUUCCUGCGGGCGGAGCUGGUCGACAGGCUCGCCUCCAUGCUCAACUUCAACCUGCAGCAGCUUUGCGGGCCCAAGUGCAAUAACCUGAAGGUGCGUCGUCCGGACAAGUACGGCUGGGAGCCGCGGCGGCUGCUCAGCCAGUUGGUUGACAUCUACCUGCAUCUCGACUGUCCGCAGUUCCACGCAGCGCUCGCGGCCGACGAGAGGUCAUUCCGCAAAGAAUUGUUUGAAGAGGCAGCGCUGCGACUCGCCAAGUCGUGUAUCAAAACGCCUUCCGAAAUAGAACGCUUCAAAACGCUCGCAGACAACGCGUAUCAGAUUGCUGUAUCAAACCAGCAGAAGAGUGACGAGUUUGCGGACGCUCCCGAAGAGUUCAGAGAUCCGCUUAUGGACACAUUAAUGACUGACCCAGUUUUGCUUCCGUCAGGAAAGGUAAUGGAUCGUUCAGUGAUCCUGCGACAUCUACUGAACAGCGCCACCGAUCCUUUCAACCGACAACCGCUUACGGAAGACCAGUUGCAUCCAGCAACGGAGCUAAAAGAAAGGAUACUACAGUGGCAACGUGAAAAGAAAACGUCCUAAACGUUUCCAACCAACCCCAAGUCUGAUGUAUAUAAUGUAUUACAUAUAUAAAGACUAAAUGCGGCAUAUUUCUUGCGACCAACGGACUAUUGUCCAUGAGAAUGAAAGAGAGAUUCCUGACGUUGAUUUUUCUAUUUAAUUUGUGUAUACUUUCGAGCCCUAAGAAUAUUUUUUUCUUCAAAUGUACAUACUAGUCACUGACAAUCGUUUGACAUUAAAAUAUUCCAUUGUGUGUUAAUUUAAUGCAAAUUAUAAUGUAUCAUGACACUUUUGAUACCGUUUGGACAGUUUAAACGUCAAAAAUUAACCUUCGAUGAAAUGAAGUUGUAAUUUGAAAUUGCUCAUUCCCAUAUAAUAUUUACCAUUUCCUAAAUACUUGAUUGAAAUUAUUAAAAAUGAGUUAUAUUUUUCACUUUCUUUUUUUAAUUUUUAUUUGAUUUAUAUUUGUAAAUGUAAAUUGGGCGAGAGUGUACAUAUAAUCGAAUUACUAGGCAUUGGAAGUAAAGAAUGUUGAUUGCAUAAUUAGAUCAUAUAAAAUGGAUUGAAGCAAUUAGCGCUAUAUAAGUUUUACUGUAGGUAUGAAAAUUGUAACUCUAAACAAAAUUUUGUUGUGUAAGUGAAAAAGAUCAGUUAAUGUGCAAGUGUCAAAAAGGAUGUUUGGAAAAAAAACACUGACAUCGUUCAUUGAAGAGAAACUGGUAUUACUUGGAAGUGCAUUAUGAAUAAUUGGUUUAUUACAUAUUUAUCAGCGAAAAACCAAGACCUUACAAAAAACCCUCCCCAUGUGUUACUCCUAAACUAGAACAUCCUUAGGUGAUGUUUAUAUACUGUGUAAAUGCAAAAUAAACACAUUUUACAAUCAAACAUUGUAUAAAAUAUAAGAAACCAAAAUACUAAUUAAUUAAUUAUUCAUUAACCGUUUCAUUCAUUCAUUCAAAAUUAUUGUUACUAGUAUAUAUAUUCGUAAAAAAUUGUAUUAAAAAGUUCAAGUUUCGUGUGUUAAUAUCAAAAACAUAUUGAUUGAGAACCUUGGUCAUGUAAUGAUCUAAGAACAGAUAUUAAAAAUUGGCUACUUGUUUAUUUCAUUUCUAUAGUAAAGUUUAUAUUAGUGUAUCUGUUAUAUACAGGGUGCUCGGGAGUAUUUCCCAUAACUUCAAGGGGUCGACAAGUCCACUUAUAGGAGCCAAACUGCAUAACUAAUAUUUUUUUAAUUAAAAAAAAAUCUUUUUAAGUUUUCAGGCAAAAUAGUUCCGACUAUCCAGGUAACACACGCCUUUAUCUAUCCUUGCAUUAUAAAAUACGUACGUUGAUUACGUCAUAAUUAUAAGGAUGCGUGUAAGAGACAAUUUAUGAUCAAAAGAAAUAUUUUUACUAAGAAAAUAUUCAUUUUAGAACACAUGUUCCUUGGACAUAUUUAAUUAAUUUUCCAUAAAGAAUUUAAUUUAAUUUCUUAAUUUUCUAGAGUUAUAAAAAAUACUCCCGAGCACCCUGUAUAUUUUUUGUUUGCCUCAAUAAAACAUGGUUUAAAAAGAAACCUAAAAAUAAUCAAUAGAAAAUCUUGAUGGGGUCAUUUUGCACGUGUCGUAUCAUAGAUGGCGUUUUUGAUGUAUCGUUUGACAGCUGCACUAUGAGCAACUGUACCAAUUUUUUUUUUCUUAAAUUUAUGUCUUAAUUUUCUUAGACAGGCAAUACUGAUUUUUAAUGAACUGAUCGCUAAUUUUAUUGGAUUUACCAUGUAAAAGUUAUGAAUAUUAGAAACAUAUCGAUUAACCAUUGUCACUGGUAUGACGGACUGUGCUCGAAUGUAUACAGGGCUGCCAACUAGGAGAAAAUGACAUAGAUACAACCGAACAUCCUCCUUUUUAGAAUUUGGUUGUAAAAAAAUGAGGACAAACGUUUGAUAAUGUCAAGGCAUUGAGACAACAAAUUUAUAAAUCAUUUUAUUGAGUUAAAAACUUUAGUUUUACAAACUUGUUACCAGUUUCAAUCAUUACUUUGAUUUUUAAAAACAAAUAGACCACCUAAUAAAUACUUUUUAAAAAGACUAAAUCUUUAGUUGGUCUUGGACAAUAAUAUUCAAAUUAUUGUCCUUUCUAAGAACACUUAAGAUUUGCGAUAGUCAAAAAGCUCUAAAUACAUUGUAGUAUGUAUUUGAGAGCCCAUUUGUGAUUUUGUUUUCUGUUCAAAGCAACUUUUUUAUUUAUUUUAGUAACUUCAAUUCUAUCAAUACCAACUUACAAGCUAUACUGGAGGUCUUGUGGUAUUUUUAUGGGGUUCCAAAUAUUAAUAGUUUAUGCCUUAAUGAUCCAUAUUUAAAUAAUCAGUUGUAUCUUUGUUUAGGUAACUUUAUUUAUCAUCGAUGAUAUUAAUAAUUAUUCAGAUAUGCUGUUGUGUGCGUUAAUUUAAUGUAAACUAUAUUUUACAAUAUCACUGCUUGCUGUUGUGUAAUGUAAAAUUGACACUGGCGAUAUGAUUUGGAUAUGAUCACCUAUUUGUCAAUUUAGAUCUAUCACUGAUAUCGUAUUGUAUGACGAUAUCGUAUUGUCAUGACGAUGUCGUAUUGUCAUGACGAUGUCGUAUUGUCAUGACGAUGUCGUAUUAUAAUGACGAUGUCGUAUUGUCAUGACGAUGUCGUAUUGUCAUAACGAUGUCGUAUUGUCAUGACGAUGUCGUAUUGUCAUGACGAUGUCUUAUUGUCAUGACGAUGUCGUAUUGUCAUGACUUUGUGAUAUGUCAGUGUAUAAGAACGCACCGAUUCGUACGAUUUACUAUGUCAUUGUACCAGGCCUAAAAUAUAUUACCAAUUACUCGCCAAAUCUAUUAAUAGUACACGGCCUUUCUUAGAAUAACGAUUUAUGAAGCGUUGUUACGUAUGCAUUUUAUUUGCCAGGCUAAAUUGAAUUUUAUGUUAUGGAAUUAAUGAUAUAAAAUGCCAUGAAUGUCAUUGCGCAGUGCGCAAGGGAUAGCAAUAAAGAUCGAUAAUUUUUUUUUUUAUCCUUUACAAAUUAGCACUUGAUUACAAUUUCAUCUGAUAGUAAGUGAUGUAGCAAUCUAAGAUGUAAGCGGGUUAACUUGUUAGGAGGAUGGAAAUCCACACUCCUUUCGGUUUCUACACGACAUCGUAAUCGCUAGGUACGUCUUUUGUCGGUAGGGUGGUAACCAGCCACGCCGAAACCUUCCACCAGCAAGACCUGGACCAAUUAAGAAACCUCAAUCGGAAUCGAACCCAGGACCUUCGUCUUGUAAAUCCACCGCGCAUACCACUGCGCCACAGAUGCCGUCAAAUAACAUAUUAUCAUUUUUCAUUAUCUAUGUUUAUCUCUGUCACACAUUCAUAAAUGUAUUGCUCUCUCGCUUGCACAGAAACGAUCAGCGACAUGUAUACAAGGAUUUUAUGGAAGUAUAUUAAAGACUUUAUUUUCAUGAAUAAUUAUAAAAUACGCGUAGAACGAAUAUAUAUUUUUUUGUAUUAGUUACUUGCACAUAGUGAUAUAAUUAAGUUUUUCGGUUCUCAUGUAAUUUGUUCCUUUAUAUUAGUAAUUGAUUAAAUAAUAUAAUUUCCAUAUGGAAAUCAUAGAAAAUUAUUAACUCGAUAAUAAUUAUAAUGCAUUUCUAUAAAAGAUAAUCUUAUUGUGUAAGUUAUAUUUAAUGUCUGUGUGCAUAUUUAAAAUUAAAUGUGUUUAAAUCAGUUAAACAAUCAAAUGGGAAUGCAGUGUAAACUCUAUAUCAAACUUACUGGAGUAAAACUUCUGUAUGUGUUACAAAAUGUGUAAUCGGCGAGGCGAACGUUGAGAGGGAGAGCUAAAUAACUUUUACUUCAGUAAGACACAAAUAUUACUAAAGCCUUUUCUAAAUUCUUAUGAGAAUACACCAAUUUCAUAGUUUAAUUAAAAUAUCUUCGCUCAACGUAAUCUUAAAUCUACGGGAUUAUGUGUUGAAAUUUAUACUACCCCAUUCUUUAUACUAUAAUUUUGUUUUUUUUAUAACAAAAGUAAAUAUGUAGAUGUAUGUUUACACUGUACCUCCAAAAUAAUACAAUAUCAGGCCAACAAUUAUUAUUUUUGAUAAAGUAGUAAUUUUCUCCUAUCACUGCCAAGGAAAUCAAUUUAGUGUGUAAAUCAGGCAUUCCUAAAUUACAUUACAUAUUAUAUACACCUUCAAAAUGAACUUGGUCUCAUUGUAUUAUAAUUUGUCUCAUAUUUAUGUAUUAUAAAAGAUUGUAUUAUAAUACGAAAAAAAAACUCUUUAUGUUGAUGUCAUUAAAAUAUAAUAAACAAUGAA
Molecule: messenger RNA, 8171 nt
Organism: Bicyclus anynana (squinting bush brown)
Lineage: Eukaryota; Metazoa; Arthropoda; Insecta; Lepidoptera; Nymphalidae
Gene: Ube4B
Product: ubiquitin conjugation factor E4 B
Exons: 18
Coding region: 228-3890 (1220 amino acids)
Biological process (GO): protein polyubiquitination
Cellular component (GO): ubiquitin ligase complex; nucleus; cytoplasm
Molecular function (GO): ubiquitin-ubiquitin ligase activity
Source: RefSeq, a predicted model, not a curated record